UUCUCUUGAUCCUUCACAAAUUAUUCCCCCUAAUGUUUUACCUUCACUUUCAUUAUUUCCAUCAACUAGUGGAUUUGUUGGUAGACAUUCUAUUGCCCCUUUUUCUUCUUCUUCUUCUACUAGUCAACAACAACAAGAUCAACAAAUUACUCCAACAUCUGGAGGUCCUUGGAAGCAACCGGAAAUGGCACAACGUGGAGAACCAAGUUGUUCGUUUCUAUUCUUUUUGGCGUACUUGUACAUCAUUCCACCGUAUUGUAACAAUGAUUGAAAGAGUAGGGCAACCUCCUUCAGACACACAAACUCAUGGAGGAUAUAGUCCAAUAAGUGGAGUAAAUCCAUUUGGAGAAGGCCCUUCAACAGCAACAAUAAGUUCUGUUCAAUCAGAUAAAUCAGAUUCUUCUUCUGCUGCCAAAUCUACAAGGCCGAGUUCUUCUCCUUCUCGGAGCAUUCCAGACUUUCAAAAACGCCGUUUAUUUGUUCAAUAUUUGUGGAAGAAUAUUAAAUCAUCAGAUAAAAUACGUGUACAACGUGAAUUUGAUCCGAGAAGACAAAGACUUUUAAAAUGUGUGGCUGAUUCUGCAGCUAGAAAAAGAAUGACUGGGGCUAAAUCACAGUUUAGAAGUGGAAGUGCUGGACAUUCUAUGGAAAAACAUUCGCCUCAUCAUUCAAGAUUGCAACCAACACCACCAAAUCAAUCCCCAGCACCUAGAAGUGGCUCUAUUCGUUUUAGACUUCCACCAGAAGGUCCACCAACUUCAAGUACUUCAUCAUUAGAUGCUCCAUCUAAUUCUUUUACUCGCCGAUUACCACGCCCUCGUUCUUCUGCAGCUUCUCCUUUAAGACGUGCUAAAACUGAAAAUGAUGAUAAUAAUGAAAUAAAUGAAAGUAAUUCUUCUAAAAGAAUUAAAAGUACAAGUAGUAGUAGAAGAUCAACAGAAUCAAAUAAAUCAUCCCCUAGAAGAUGAAAAUACUUU
Meloidogyne enterolobii is the source of this 977-nucleotide messenger RNA. The record is from the annotation of a GenBank genome assembly. NCBI's taxonomy places the organism in Eukaryota, Metazoa, Nematoda, Chromadorea, Rhabditida, Meloidogynidae.